This is a messenger RNA of Gadus morhua (Atlantic cod), 1842 nucleotides long. It is a transcript of the gene rnf2, whose product is annotated as ring finger protein 2. Gene Ontology annotation, molecular function: ubiquitin protein ligase activity; chromatin binding. The record is from RefSeq and is a predicted model, not a curated record. Lineage: Eukaryota; Metazoa; Chordata; Actinopteri; Gadiformes; Gadidae. The transcript is spliced from 9 exons. Bases 84 to 1172 code for a protein of 362 amino acids. Gene Ontology annotation, cellular component: PcG protein complex; ubiquitin ligase complex.
CGGCUGACCUACAGACAAAGAGACUACAUCUCCCGGCUGACCUACAUACAUAGAGACUACAUCUCCCAGGUGCCCCAGUGUGGAUGAGACCCGCCAUAUUGCUGUCGCUGCUCGAGAAGCUGCUGCUCCGUCGUGUUGCCGUGAUGACCCAGACCGUUCAGACCAACGGGGUCCAGCCCCUCAGCAAGACCUGGGAGCUGAGCCUGUACGAGCUGCAGAGGACCCCGCAGGAGGCGAUAACGGACGGGCUGGAGAUCGCUGUGUCUCCGCGGUCGCUGCACAGUGAGCUCAUGUGUCCCAUCUGUCUGGACAUGCUGAAGAACACAAUGACCACCAAGGAGUGUCUCCACCGCUUCUGCGCCGACUGCAUCAUCACGGCCCUCAGAUCUGGUAACAAGGAGUGUCCGACAUGUCGUAAGAAGCUGGUGUCCAAGAGGUCUCUGCGUCCAGACCCAAACUUCGACGCUCUCAUCAGUAAGAUCUACCCCAGCCGAGAUGAGUAUGAAGCCCACCAGGAGAGGGUUCUUGCCCGGAUCAGCAAACACAACAACCAGCAGGCACUGUCCCACAGUAUAGAGGAGGGGCUGAAGAUACAGGCUAUGACCAGACUGCAGCGUGGUAAGAAGCACACGGUGGAGAACGGAAGUGGAGCCGAAGACAACGGAGACUCCUCCCACUGUAGCAACGCCUCUGUCCAUAGCAACCAGGAGGCGGGGCCAAGCAUCAAGCGCACCAAGACCAGCGACGACAGCGGGCUGGACAUGGAGAACGCCACGGAGAACGGGGGCGGGGACUCGGUGAUUGACGGCGGCGCCAGUGAGAUAGAGCUGGUCUUUAGGCCACACCCCACUCUGAUGGAGAAGGACGACGCCCACAACAGUGUGGAGUUCGUCCCUCGCUACAUCAAGACGUCGGGAAACGCCACGGUGGACCACCUCUCCAAGUACCUGGCGGUGCGCCUCGCCCUGGAGGAGCUGCGGAGGAACGCCGAGGCCAGCCCCGUCAACGUGGAGGCCGCCUCCGAGAAGCAGUACACCAUCUACAUCCCCAGCGCCGCCUCCACUUUCACUGUGCUGAACGGGUCCUUCUCCCUGGAGCUGGUCAGUGAGAAGUACUGGAAGGUCAACAAGCCCAUGGAACUGUACUUCGCCCCCACGAAAGAACACAAGUAGAGACACACACACAGACACACACACACACACACACAAACACAGGACUACGUUUACUGCACCUACGAAGGAGCCGGUGUGAGGAGGAGAGGAGGAGUCGGCCCCAGCGACUCGUGUACAUUGGUUUUGUUUUCUAUAUCUUCUUAUCUCUUGUAUGUUAAUGUGCACCGUCACCCGGCCGUACCCCCCCACGGGUCAGACCCCCCCCGGUCAGACAAGGCCCCCCACCACCCCCACACCCAGACCCACACCCCGAGCAGGACUGUGGGUCUGGCCUCUAGAAUCCAGGCCGACGCUGGGGGGUAGACUGGACCCCUGGACGCUCUAGCCUGGGCUGCUGGAGGGGGUCCAAUCUGGACCUUCUGGUCUAUCUGGGCUGGGGGGGGCACGGCGCCAAAUUCCCCCGCAGUCACCACUGACCGGUGAGGUCAAAGGUCGGGUUGUUGGGUGCGUUAGAGUGUUAGUUUUAGUUGUGUAUGUGACGUCCGGACUGGGGGGGGGGGGGCGGGCCUCAGACCCCGGGGAGGGGUUAGCGGAAGGCGCUGGGAACAUUGAGUCCAUAUCUAUCCUUCUUUUUCUAAAAGGCAUGUUAACAUUUGAAGGUCACGAGGUUCCAGAUGUUGGUGUAAAAUUAAUUUUCUGUUUGAACAAUAAACCCGAAUCUGUUCCUCUG